AUGGGUGUUGGUAACCGAAUGAAGAAACAGGGUAUGCCUAUGUCUCUUGCAGAGCUGGGUAUUGAUCGGAAGAGGAAGAGCGAAAAGCCACAGAGAAGCUCUUCGGCGAAGAAAAGAAGGACGUCAGACGAAGAGCCUGAACCAACAAAAUUGGUCAAACUCGACAGAGCUUUGCGACAAGAGCGAGAAGCAAAACUGGUAACGAAACAGCGAAAACAGAAGCAGAGACUUGUCAAUCCAGAUGCGCAGAUCACAGUUCCACCAGUAUUUCCUACGACAACCGAGGACGAUGUCGAAGAUGAGGCAGAUGACAUUGAAGAGAUGAUUGUGGAUGAGGAUGACCCAGAGAUUAGAGAAGCAAGCCUCUCAGAAGAUCAAUUGGAAGAGCUGGCGCAGGCUGAAGAGGCAGAGGAAAGUGAUUCAGUCUUUAAUACAGAUGAGGAAGAACAACAGCCGAAAGGCAUGUUCUCCGAAGAUGAAGAUUCGGACGCACUCGAGACACUGAACGCUGCCAAUAUAGAAGGUCUUUCUCGCAAGUUGGACCAAGAGCAAGCACAAGUCGAAGCAGAGGCAGAACAAGAGUUGCAAGACGACGCCUUACAGACAAAUAUUGCAGAAGACGGCCUGCUUGAUGACGAAGACCAGAUGAACAUGCUUGCCCCCGACCUCAAGCUUAUACAUUCUCGAAUUACGGAGACAGUACGUGUGCUCACAAACUUCAGCAAAACAGCAGACAAGACAAGAUCGCGUGCCGAAUAUACGCAGCAGCUACUCAAGGAUAUUUGCAUAUACUACGGUUACACGCCUUAUCUUGCAGAAAAGCUCUUCGAUCUCUUCAGCCCGGACGAAGCCUUUGCAUUCUUCGAAGCCAAUGAAACGCCACGUCCGGUAGUGAUACGAACGAAUACUCUGCGAACCAACCGUCGAACCUUAGCUCAAGCUCUCAUCAAUCGUGGCGUUCAGCUUCAACCAGUGGGGAAAUGGUCAAAAGUCGGACUUCAGAUUUUCGAAUCUACUGUCCCCUUAGGUGCUACACCGGAAUAUCUAGCAGGACACUAUAUUCUACAAGCCGCUUCCUCUUUCCUUCCGGUCAUGGCUCUCGCACCACAAGAGAACGAGCGCAUCCUCGAUAUGGCAGCUGCGCCAGGUGGAAAGACAACGUACAUCAGUGCCCUGAUGCGGAAUACUGGCUCAGUCUUCGCCAACGAUGCGAACAGAGCUCGAGCAAAAGGUCUCAUUGGUAAUAUACACAGACUCGGGUGUAAGAAUGUGAUAGUCUGCAACUACGAAGCCCAGAAAGCUUUUCCGAAAAUCCUGGCAGGUUUCGACCGAAUUCUCCUUGAUGCACCAUGUUCAGGAACUGGCGUUAUUGGCAAGGAUCCUAGUGUCAAAACAUCGAAGAAUGAGCGUGAUUUUUUGGCGCUUCCACAUAUGCAGAAACAGCUGUUACUCUCAGCAAUUGACUCAGUCGAUCAUCACAGCAAGACUGGUGGCUACAUUGUCUACUCGACAUGCAGUGUUACAGUGGAGGAGAAUGAGCAAGUCGUGCAAUACGUAUUGCGCAAGCGACCGAAUGUACACAUCGUCGAUACAGGUCUCGGAAGUUUCGGCACUCCAGGAUUUACAGCAUAUCAAGGCAAGAGAUUCGAUGAUAAAAUGAACUUAACACGACGGUACUUCCCACAUCGAGAGAAUGUGGAUGGUUUCUUCGUCUGUAAACUGAAGAAGACUGGUCCUUCCCCAACGGGUGCUGCCGCAGCAGGUCAGAUAAAUGGUACAGCAGAAGCGGAUAGCGUCAAGCUCCCGAUCGUCAACGGCAAGAAAGCUACUACGUCGACCAAUGGCAAAGCAACAUCUGAUGAAGAUGCCAUGGAGGUUGCACCAGAUGAUGAGUUUGGUGGGUUUGAUGAUGAGGCAGAUCAGGCUCUCAUAGACAAGGCGCAAAAGAAGUGGUUGAAGGCGCGAGGACUCGAUCCUAAUAUGGCGGAUGGCAAGAGCAAGAGCAAGUCUGCUACACAACCGGAGGUCAAUGGCAAAGUGAGCGAGGUCAAGGCUCAAGUUGUCUCUGCUGGCAAAGAAACGCAAAAGCUGAGCAAGGUCAAAUCGAAGCAGAAGCAGAAAAAGUAG
This is a messenger RNA of Lithohypha guttulata, 2127 nucleotides long. RefSeq names its product rRNA (cytosine-C5-)-methyltransferase nop2 (gene NOP2). The record is from RefSeq and is a predicted model, not a curated record. Gene Ontology annotation, molecular function: rRNA (cytosine-C5-)-methyltransferase activity; RNA binding. Gene Ontology annotation, biological process: rRNA base methylation; maturation of LSU-rRNA. NCBI's taxonomy places the organism in Eukaryota, Fungi, Ascomycota, Eurotiomycetes, Chaetothyriales, Trichomeriaceae. Gene Ontology annotation, cellular component: nucleolus. Bases 1 to 2127 code for a protein of 708 amino acids. The transcript has a single exon.